CACACAUCAUUCCUUACCCUUUUCGUGUUCGCCUUUUUCUUUUAUCGGUUUCUCCACAUCUAGGUCGGCCAAUUUCAUCUUCUAUAAAUCGAGCCCAAUUCUCUCGUUUCUCCAUCACCGAUCCACAAUUCAUUCCUCAAACCUCUCCAUAAUCAAAUCUCCGAUUCAGAGCUUUCUUCCCAGAUUCUCAAGGUAACACCCGAAUCCGUUCCCCUAUCGUCUCUGUUCUUGAUCUUCCAGUUCUAGUUUUGUUCGUAUUGAAAAAAACGUUGGAAUUUAGUAAUUAGGGUUCCUUCUUUUCCGUCGAUUAGAUUGUUGUGACGAUCUAAUGCCGUUUAGAGCCUGAAAUCUGGUAUUGAGUUAGGGUUUUAUUUGGAUCCUGGAAAUUUCUAUCCGGUUAUUGAAUUAGGUUUUCUCGUCGUUCUGAUAUUUACAGAUGCAAAUAUUCGUUAAGACUCUCACCGGCAAGACUAUCACUCUCGAGGUCGAGAGCAGCGACACCAUCGACAACGUCAAGGCUAAGAUCCAAGAUAAGGAGGGUAUUCCCCCGGAUCAGCAGAGGUUGAUUUUCGCCGGCAAGCAGCUGGAAGACGGCAGGACCUUGGCCGACUACAACAUCCAGAAGGAGUCGACCCUUCACCUGGUUCUCCGUCUUCGUGGCGGCAUGCAGAUCUUUGUCAAGACCUUGACAGGAAAGACCAUAACUUUGGAAGUUGAGAGCUCCGAUACCAUUGAUAACGUGAAGGCGAAGAUCCAGGACAAAGAGGGGAUCCCACCAGAUCAGCAGAGGUUGAUCUUUGCUGGCAAGCAGUUGGAGGACGGCAGGACUUUGGCCGAUUACAAUAUCCAAAAGGAGUCCACCCUCCAUCUGGUUCUCCGUCUAAGAGGUGGCAUGCAGAUCUUUGUGAAGACGUUGACUGGCAAAACCAUUACUCUUGAAGUCGAGAGCAGUGACACAAUCGACAAUGUCAAGGCGAAGAUCCAGGAUAAGGAAGGGAUCCCUCCAGAUCAGCAGAGGCUCAUAUUUGCUGGCAAGCAGCUUGAGGAUGGAAGGACUUUGGCCGACUACAACAUCCAGAAAGAGUCCACCCUGCAUCUUGUGCUCCGUUUGAGAGGUGGUAUGCAGAUCUUCGUUAAGACAUUGACUGGGAAGACCAUUACACUCGAGGUUGAGAGCUCCGACACCAUUGACAAUGUCAAGGCAAAGAUCCAAGACAAGGAAGGGAUUCCCCCAGAUCAGCAGAGGCUUAUCUUUGCCGGGAAACAGCUUGAAGAUGGAAGGACUUUGGCUGAUUACAACAUACAGAAGGAGAGUACCCUUCAUUUGGUUCUGCGUCUUAGGGGAGGUAUGCAGAUUUUUGUCAAGACUCUGACCGGAAAGACCAUCACCCUCGAGGUGGAGAGCAGUGAUACCAUCGACAAUGUGAAGGCCAAGAUCCAGGAUAAGGAGGGAAUUCCACCCGAUCAGCAGAGGCUUAUCUUUGCUGGAAAGCAGCUUGAGGAUGGAAGAACCCUGGCGGACUACAAUAUUCAGAAGGAGUCUACUCUUCACUUGGUCCUGCGUCUCCGUGGUGGCUUCUAAACUGUGUUAUGUCUGUUAGUGCCUUUGUUGCUAUGGCUGCAGCCAUGAUGUGUUGAAGGCUGUUGUUGGUGUACGGUGAACAAUUCAGGAUGUUUCAAGUUUCUGGUUACGUACGGGGUAGCCUAAUGGCUCCCCAGUUCAAUUUCUUGUGUGUUUUUUUUUUAAUUUUUCUUAACAUUACUGUCAUGGCCUUGGUGGCCAUGUGAACAAUCAUGUGGGUCUGUUGGUUCCGUAAUGAAGUUGAGUUUAUGGUCGUGUCUAUGGUUGCAUUUGACCAUUUGUCCCUCUUUUUUGGUUCCGUAAUGAAGUUGAGUCUAUGGU
This is a messenger RNA of Linum trigynum, 1903 nucleotides long. The record is from the annotation of a GenBank genome assembly. NCBI's taxonomy places the organism in Eukaryota, Viridiplantae, Streptophyta, Magnoliopsida, Malpighiales, Linaceae.